Molecule: messenger RNA, 510 nt
Organism: Penicillium concentricum
Lineage: Eukaryota; Fungi; Ascomycota; Eurotiomycetes; Eurotiales; Aspergillaceae
Exons: 2
Coding region: 1-510 (169 amino acids)
Source: RefSeq, a predicted model, not a curated record
AUGUCUUUCAGAUUAUUCACCCACCAACCUGCCACCCUCCUCCGCCUGGGUCUAGGCGUUGGACUCGGUCUCUCCGCCGCAACCAUGCACCCCUUGUCACCCUUCCGCGCCGCCCCAAUGAAAUGCGAGUACGCCGUACCCCAGCGAACCGGCUUCAGCAAUGAUGCAGGGUGGGCUGUUAACCCCGCUGAAUCUGCGGGACAGAAGCAGAGCCCUCGGCGGAAUGGCCUGUUGAACGCGGAGACUAUGCGCCAAGUUAGUUUGGGGAGUGUGUUGGGGCUUGUGGCUGGUGUGGGAUUGAGGGCGUUUUCGAAAGCUUUGGUUGUUAUUUUGGGUAUGGGAGUUGUUCUUAUUGAGUACGCUGCGUCCAAAGGAUACAAUAUUCUUCCGAUCAACCGGAUUCAAAAAUACGUUAAGCAUGUUGACUUGCGUCGCGCUAUGAGUGAAAAACGGCCGUUCAAGAUGAGUUUCGGGGCUGUGAUGGCGAUGGCGGCGUUUGCGAAUUUCUAG